Messenger RNA from Amaranthus tricolor (Joseph's coat), 1492 nucleotides. RefSeq lists its product as uncharacterized. Lineage: Eukaryota; Viridiplantae; Streptophyta; Magnoliopsida; Caryophyllales; Amaranthaceae. The transcript has 9 exons. Gene Ontology annotation, cellular component: membrane. The coding region runs from base 317 to 1165 and encodes 282 amino acids. The record is from RefSeq and is a predicted model, not a curated record.
UUUUUAUUAGAUAUUCUUGCUUUCUAUAUAACACUCCCUUUAUUCCACCAAAGGGGUAUUGGAAUGUUACAAUUACAUCACCUACUAGAUUACCCUACCAAACCCCACCAACCACUCAGUCCUCACCAACACUUUCCCUACAAACACAUAGCUUCAUAGGAAUAGAACCUGCAAGUACACACAAAACAUCAUCAAAUACUAUUGGUUUGUUCAUUUAUUGGUCCCACUACUCAGUUUUACCUUAAACAACUCCCUCUUUCUCAUCUCACUUAAUGCAUUGAACAGAUUCAAUGCCCAAAACGUUGGAGCUGAGAAGAUGCAGAAUUCAACAGAAAAAGAGGUGGGUAUUAGUCUUGAUUAUUGGAUGAAAUGGCAAGUCCCUGUUUGUGCCUUCAUAAUUCUAGUCCCUGCUUGUGUUUCUAUCUAUUUGAUCAAGAAUAAGUCCAGAAUUCCUGAAGCACAGAAUUCCAGUGAGUUAUUAUGGGUUCCUAGCUGGAGAAAGCUGAGCCCCAAAUGGCUUCUAUUUUACAGAGCUUUAGCUUUCCUUAUUAUGGCUUUUCUUCUCUUCCAGAUGAUUCUUUUUUCUGGUCUUUUUGCUUUCUAUUUUUAUACCCAGUGGACUUUUACUUUGGUUAUGGUGUAUUUUGGGAUUGGGACCAUUAUUUCAGCCCAAGGAUGCUUUAAGUCUUCCAAUAAAGCCCAUCAAGGCGCAGGACUUUUGGGGACUCUUAUGUUAGUCAUUUAUCAGACUUCUGCAGCUGCUUCCGUGCUCACAGACUUGGUUUUUUGGGUCAUACUGGUGCCCAUGAUGGCCGGAAAACAAUUUGAGCUGACCUUGUUAAUAGGAUGUAUUCACUCGCUCAAUGCUGUCUUCCUUCUUAUCGAUUCUCUUCUUAACGCUCUUCCUUUUCAAUGGUUCGGCUUCAACUAUUUCAUACUUUAUAGUAUCAUCUAUGUGACAUUCCAAUGGAUUCUUCAUGUUAGUGGUUCCAAUUGGUGGCCUUAUCCGUUCCUUGAGUUAGCAACCCCAACCGCUCCUCUAUGGUAUCUUGGACUGGCUGUCGUCCAUGUUCCAUGCUACGCGGUAUACCUAUGGUUCGUACGAGGAAAAAACUGGAUGUUUUCGAAGUUGUUUCAGCAAGCAUUCGUGACCAGGUCGUUAUAGCUUGGUUGAUCGUAUCUUAAUAUAGAAACUUUAUCGAUCACAGCAGCAGAAAACUUCCUAAUGUGGUGGAAUGGUGAAGAUAUUGGGAAGGCAGAUAACAAAGAACAACAUAUGGUUUCCAACUUUUGCUUUACAUGUUCUUGGCUAUUGACACUAUAAAGAGACUAAUCCUAGCUUUUAAAUUUGGUGUGUCCAAUAAUUGGAUUCAAAUACUGAUUACUUAUUUGUUAUCCACGUCUAAAAAAAAAAAAGAAUAUAUAUAAAUUAAUAAAUUAGAGGAGUAAUUCCUAUUAUUACCAAUUAGUUUUAGUAGGAAACUUCUUUGAA